AGUUAUAAACCUAGAGCCUGAAAAACAAGACUACUUCUUAAAGAACACCGUGUUCAAUAAUUACUAUCAUCUACAAAAUUUGGUGUAAAAGCAAUGACGAAAAAAGGAAAAUCUCCAAAUGUUAGCCACAGCAAUGAAGAUAUCAAUAUGUCAAAAAAUUCAUGCGACAGCCCCUCAGCACACAGAAAACCUCCGUUUGGUGAACACAAUAACAAAGGCCAUCAACCAAAAAACAUCGACUCCAAAAGUCAGUCGCAUACCAGUCAUCAAUCACACAAACACAAACAAAUAAUACAUAACCCAAAACUAGAUGAGCAUCAACGAAACCAAAUCCAAACCUCUACAACAAACUCAGAAGACGAUUCAAGUGACGAAAUCUCCAAAAACACAAAUUCCGUCACCAAGAAUAUUCAGCACCACAUAUUAUCUGUCGCCCAGAAACAAACCACACAGUCUGCGCAGAAAAAGAAGCUUGCAGCUGCAGCGUCCAGUUCUGAUUCCGACUCUAGUGACGAUGAGCAGCCAGUGAGUAAGAAGCCUGCGAUAGUGAAGGCAUCUCCGGUAGUUGGUAAGCCUGCAGUGAGCAUGGUUGGUGGUAAGAAGGUGGUUGGAAAGCCGGCGUCAUCGAGUUCCGAUUCAGAUUCCAGUGAUGAUGGAGGAGCUGUUGCAGUGAAGAAGCCUGUUGUUGCAGCUGGAAAGCCGUUGUCGAGUGGUGUGCCACAGACGACGCCUCAGUCUGUGCAGAAGAAGAAGGUUGCAGCUGCAGCGUCCAGUUCUGAUUCUGAUUCUAGUGAAUGUGGUGUUUCGGGAAGGAAGAAGUUGUGCCUGCCGGCCGACGUCGGGAAUAUGUCGGGUGUAUGUGAUUCUAGUGUGAAUUUCGCUGCCUCUUCUCGUCGGGUGUCAUUUGUGUCUCCUGGUGCUAUGAAUUCUUCUGUGGGCUCUGUUUCCGUUUGCAGUGGUGGUGUGAAUGGUCGUAAGCGUGCUUAUUCCUAUGUGAAGGAUUCUGAUAAAUUGAAUGGUUCGGCGAAUAUUGCUAGCGAUACAUCUUUUAAUCAGAGUGAAACAUCUAUAACAUCUGUUACUCCUGACAGUGCUAGAAAAUUUAGAGCAGGUAGUACACCUUUUCGUCGUGUUGUUGAAGAUGAAGUGUUUGUGCAUCCUAACUUGAGGGAUAAUUCGUUCGAUGCAAAGCGAAAUUCACAUGGUUCAUGGGGCGAAAAAGCGAAUCGUGAUUUCAAGUUUACCAGUGGUAAGGUAUUCAAACAAGAGAAGACUAAAAAGAAAAGAGGAAGUUACGUAGGAGGUUCUCUUUCUACAGUUCCAUGUUCUUUUAAGUUUGAUGAUGAGUGAACAGCUUAUGACAUUCACCUGUAAAUAUGUUUUUGUUAAUAUGCAUUCUGUAAAUAAAAAAAACAGGGUGAUAAAAAUUUCCUUUUUGUAAAUUAGUAUUUUUUGUUUGUUUGAACAUAUAUUGCUACUUUCACUGGUUAGGAAAAACCU
This is a messenger RNA of Trichobilharzia szidati, 1500 nucleotides long. The record is from the annotation of a GenBank genome assembly. Lineage: Eukaryota; Metazoa; Platyhelminthes; Trematoda; Strigeidida; Schistosomatidae.